AUCAUCCUGCAGACCCCAAAAUGUCCUGCAGACCCCAAAAUGUCCUGCAGACCCCAAUGGGUUCCAUGGCCCCAAAAUGUCCUGCAGACCCCAAUUGUUCUACAGACCCCAAUGGGUUCUGCAGGCCUCCAGCUUCUAUUGACCCCAAAAGGUUCCACAGACCCCAAAAGGACUUUACGGCCCCCCCAAAGGAAUUUAUGGACCCCAAAGGGUUCUGGUGAGCCCAAAAGGAAUUUAUGGACCCCAAAGGGUUCCACAGACCCCAAAAAGGAUUUUAUAGCCCCCCCCAAAAGAUUUUAUGGCCCCACCCCAAAGAUUUUAUGGACUCCAAAGGAUUUUAUGGACUCCAGAGAAUUUUUAUGAACCCCAAAGGGUUCUGGUGACCCCAAAGAUUUCUCUGGCCCCAAAGGAUUCUGCGGGUUCCUGCAGCCCCACAGCUCGAAGGGAAUUCCGCAGCCAUGGACAUCGAGGACUGCAACGCCCGAUCCUACAUCACCGGAAUCUGCUCUUCCUGGAAGGUGAGCGGCUGCGUGCGCCCGGCCAGCGCCGCCCUGCGCCCCGCGGGGAUCCCGCGCUGCUUCCCGGGAAUCCCGAUCCAGGGAUCCACGGGAUUCCUCCCGCAAGGCCGUGGGGAUUCGCCCCUGGAGCAGGAAUUCCACUCGGCCGUGGGGGGAGGGGCAGCACGGAGCCCCCCCAGCCCCCGCUCGUCCCCACGCUCGCCUGCCAACUCCAUCAAGGUGGAGAUGUCGUCGGACGAGGAGUCGCAGGGCCGGCCGCUGUCGCAGGAGGGCCGGGAGGGGCUCCCCGAGGGCUCCCCCCUGCCCGAGCCCUUCCCGGAGCCCUUCCCGGAGCCGCACUCGCCCGGCGGCAUCCGCCUGCCCAACGGCAAGCUCAAGUGCGACGUGUGCGGCAUGGUGUGCAUCGGGCCCAACGUGCUCAUGGUGCACAAGCGCAGCCACACCGGAGAACGACCCUUCCAGUGCCAGCAGUGCGGCGCCUCCUUCACGCAGAAGGGGAACCUGCUGCGCCACAUCAAGCUGCACUCGGGGGAGAAACCCUUCAAGUGCCCCUUCUGCUCCUACGCCUGCCGGCGCCGCGACGCCCUCAGCGGGCACCUGCGCACCCAUUCCGUUUCCUCCCCCACGGUGGGCAAACCCUACAAGUGCAGCUCGUGUGGCCGCAGCUACAAACAGCAGAGCAGCCUGGAGGAGCACAGGGAGCGCUGCCACGGCUUCCUGCAGAGGGAGAGCCCCGCGCAGACAGGAGAGGAAAUCCGGGAGCUGGACAUGGUGCCCGAGGCGUUGCUGCACCCUGAGCGCCCCACCUUUAUCGAGCGGUUGGCAGGGAGCUUCACCAAGAGGAAACGAUCCACGCCGCAGAAAUUUGUGGGUGAGAAGCAGAUGCGCUUCGCCCUCUCGGAGCUGCCCUUCGAUGUCAGCCCCGGCUUCGACAAGGACGUGGAGGUGGUUCCGUCCCGCGGGCACGCCCUGGAGCCGCCCUACGCCGGGCCCCUGUCCCUGCUGGGCGCCGGGGACCCUCUGCGCCCGCUCCGCUUGGCCACCAACUGCAUCACCGAGGUCACGCCGGUCAUCAGCUCCGUGUACACCCAGAUCCAGGCGCUGCCCGCCCGCCUCGAGCUGCCGCGGGGCCGCGACUCCUCCGAGGACGGCGCCGAGGGCAUCCCGGUGAUUUUCCGCAGCCGCGCCAGCGCCGGUGAUACCGGGGGAUCUCCGUCCAACGGCUGCCAGGACUCCACGGACACCGAGAGCAUCCAGGAGGAGCGGGCGGGCGGCGGCAGCAGCCGCCACAGCCCCGCCUACGCCAAGGAGGAGCCCAAGGAGGAGCCGGACGGAGCGGCGCGCUGCUUCCCUAAGGAAUCCCUGAGGGUGCUCAACGAGGAGGGCGAGCAGCUGCGGGCGUUCUGCUGCGAGCACUGCCGCGUGCUCUUCCUGGACCACGUCAUGUUCACCAUCCACAUGGGCUGCCACGGCUUCAGGGACCCUUUCGAGUGCAACAUCUGCGGCUACCGCAGCCAGGACCGCUACGAGUUCUCCUCGCACAUCGUGCGUGGCGAGCACAAGAUAUGAGGUGGGAAAAACGCCCCGUUUCCUGCCUCAAAUUUCCUGAUUUUACCCCCAUUUCACCCCGAUUUUCCCCUCCGACAUUGUGCUCGGGAUACACAAAAUGUGAGGUGGGAAAAUCCUCCGAUUUCCUGAUUUCACCCCGAUUUUCCCCUCUGAAAACGCAAAAUGUGAGGUGGGAAAACCCCCCCUCCUUCCUGCCUCCAGUUCUCUGAUUUUCCCCUCCUAAAUUGUGCUCGGGAAACGCAAAAUGUGAGAUGGGAAAAAUCUCCCCCCUUCCUGCCUCCAGUUCCCCCAUUUCACCCUGAUUUCACCCUGAUUUUCCCUUCCUAAGUCGUGCUCGGGAAACACAAAAUGUGAGGUGGGAAAAUCCCCCCCUUCCUGCCUCCAAUUUCCUGAUUUCAUCCCAAUUUUCCCUUCCUAAAUCAUGCUCAGCAAACGCAAAAUGUGAGGUGGAAAAGCUCCCCCCUCCUGCCUCCAAUUUCCUGAUUUUAUCCCAAUUUUCCCCUCCUACAUCAUGCGUGGUGAGCACAAGAUACGAGAUGGAACAACUCCCUCUUCCUUCCUCCACUUUCCUGAUUUCAUCCCAAUUUUCCCUUCCUAAAUCGUGCUCAGCAAACACAAAAUGUGAGGUGGGAAAAACUCCCCCUCCUGCCUCCAGUUUCCUGAUUUCACCCCAGUUUUCCCCUCCCAAACACAAAAUGUGAGCUUAGAAAACUCCCUCACCUCAAAUUCCCCUUUUUCCCUGAUUUUUUCCUCCCAUUUCCCUUCCAGUUUCCCCUUCUAUAUUGUGCACACCGAGCACAAAAUGUGAGGUUGGAAAAAAAAUCUCCCCCACCUCAAAUUCCCAUUUUUUCCCCCAAUUUUCCCUUCCCAUUUCCCCAUCAACAUCGUGGGCAAAAUGUGAGGUUGGAAAAAAAAUCUCCCCUGCCUCAAAUUCCCAUUUUCCCCCCAAUUUUCCCCUUUUUUCCCCUCCCACAUCGUGCACCACGAGCACAAAAUGUGAGGUUGGAAAAAUCCCCCCCACACCUCAAAUUCCCCUUUUUUCUCCCAAUUUUCCCCCUCCCAUCCUUAGGGCAUGGAACUGUUGGGUUGUGUUGGUUUUAAUUUUUUUUUUCUUUUAUACUCCUUUGCACUGACUUUGGCUAUAAAAAAAACCAGAAAACCAAAACAAAAAAGUAUUUAAAAACAAGAACAACAAAAAAUCCCCAAAAAACAGAAACCCACCCCAAAAACCCGACUGGCCCCGCCCAGGGGGAGCCCUUAAUCCUCCUUUUUAUAAACGAACUUAUUUAAAUAUUGAAUAGGAAAGGACUUUUUUUGUGCUUUUUUUCCCCUCUUCCUCGUUAUUUAUUAAGCUUUUGAGUUGCUCUUUUGAUAAUUCUUGGGGUUUUUCACCCAAAAAAAAAA
Molecule: messenger RNA, 3491 nt
Organism: Camarhynchus parvulus
Lineage: Eukaryota; Metazoa; Chordata; Aves; Passeriformes; Thraupidae
Gene: IKZF4
Product: IKAROS family zinc finger 4
Exons: 9
Coding region: 459-2087 (542 amino acids)
Biological process (GO): regulation of transcription by RNA polymerase II
Molecular function (GO): DNA-binding transcription factor activity; RNA polymerase II cis-regulatory region sequence-specific DNA binding
Source: RefSeq, a predicted model, not a curated record